Drosophila kikkawai is the source of this 660-nucleotide messenger RNA. It is a transcript of the gene TwdlS, whose product is annotated as TweedleS. NCBI's taxonomy places the organism in Eukaryota, Metazoa, Arthropoda, Insecta, Diptera, Drosophilidae. The record is from RefSeq and is a predicted model, not a curated record.
AUGCACUCCUUCUCCUUGAUGUUUUUCGGGCUAUUCCUCGGCUCCAGUCAUGCCCUCGGGGAUGUCUAUCUACCAGCUGUCCAGAGAGCUAACCCAGUGGCCACAGAGUACUUCACUUAUGCAGCUCCACCGGAAGAGGAUCAGGCAGCUCCUUGGCAAGCAGCUCGCCAGUUAGCCCAGGUGCUGUCUCCGCCCCAGCAGGUGGUCUUCAUUCGCACACCGGAGACGAAUCUCUUUACCCUAACAGCCAAGCAGCUGGCGACUAACAAUCCGCUGGACAUCUUUGUGCUUCAGCGCCAGGCGGAUGCAGCGGCUCUGGCCCAGCAGCAGGCGGCUAUCCAGCAGCAGGCAGCCAACCAUCAACCCUCGGUGCACUUCGUCAAGUACCGAACCCCGGCGGAUGUGACCCGAGCUUUGAGCGCUCUCAGAAGCGACUAUGACCGGCUGCCAGGGAAUAGCAUCAAUCAUGCUGUGGAGAAGGCGGAUGUCCUGCAUCUCAACCCGGUUACAGCGAGGCCUCCAAGUCCCGCUCCUGUGAUCUUCAAGAUCCGCCCGAAAGACAGCGCCGAGUACGAGACCCAUGAACAGGCCAGCGAUCUGGAGACGGCCAAGUUGCAGGCUCUAUUCCGGGAGUACCUGCCGCCGGGAAAGCGACGCUAA